This is a messenger RNA of Pieris macdunnoughi, 1119 nucleotides long. Lineage: Eukaryota; Metazoa; Arthropoda; Insecta; Lepidoptera; Pieridae. The record is from the annotation of a GenBank genome assembly.
AUGGACAACUUUGGAUUCGUGGGGGAUGAAUCGUAUUUUGAAAGCUUUGCAGAAAAAUUUCGUAUAUGUGGUUCACCUUUCGUCGAAAUACCGAAUUCUCAAAGGAGCGAGCUUCCCUCAACCAGGCGUUUCAGUAAGCAUCUAUGUUUUGAACUACAUAUCAACACUGACCGCGGGAGAAUCCUGGUUGCUGUUCAGGGGGACACUAUGAAACCAGCUAUCGUCACCUACCACGACUUGGGGCUCAACUACUUAAGUUUCGAGUCAUUUUUUAAUCACGAAGACAUGCAAGAUAUUUUGGACAACUUCUGUGUCUACCACAUGAAUGCGCCUGGGCAAGAGGAAGGUGCUGCAACUCUGCCGGAAAAUUACACUUACCCAACGCUGGAUGAGCUCGCAAGUCAAAUAAAAUAUGUUCAAGCCCGGUUUGGUUUUAAAACAUUCAUCGGUUUGGGAGUCGGAGCUGGUGCUAAUAUCCUCGCUAGAUACGCUAUAAACAACCCAUCAAAGAUGGAGGGCUUGGCGCUGAUCAACUGCACAUCGACACAGCUAGGGUGGCUGGACUGGGCCUAUUUUAAAAUGACGUGCCGAAUGAUGCGCAGGCGCGGCAUGUGCGAGUCCGCUGUCGAGUUCCUGCUCUGGCACCAUUUUGGAAGAAUACCGGAGGAAUGUAAUCCAAAUGUAGUGUCGAAGUAUCGUUACCAGUUCGCAAACAUUCCGAACCCAGUAAACGUGGCAAUGUUCAUCGAUGUUUUUGGGAAGAGGCAGGACUUGCGUCUUUCUCGCGAUAGUGCGACCAUGCAGAUACCUGUCUUGAAUAUAGUUGGUGCCCUGUCGCCAUUUGUGGACGCUACGGUCACGUUUAACAGCCGCCUGGAACCUUCUAUGUCUGCUUGGAUGAAGAUAUCUGACUCCUCAAUGGUGCUUGAAGAAGAGCCCGGUAAAGCGGCUGAGGCAUUCCGUCUCUUUUUACAGGGCGAAGGCUAUGUGUCACCGAUACCCAAGAAAAUAUUAUUACCAAGAAGUGACAGCAUUCACUCUGGUGAUCGUCGUUCUUGCCGCCACUCGCCAGUAAUCCGUAUCACUGAAAACCCUAUUUCAGAAGCUGUUGCGUGUUAG